CUUGGACAUUAGCCUGAAAAGUCCCGUGGUUUUCUCCCUUUCCGGGUUUCCACGUAAAAAUAGCUUGUUCAUACACAUUUAUACAUAUAUUUACUAUAUCGUGUUGGAUUAAACUCAACACUGGCGCCGUCUGUGGGAAUCUGUCCAAAAAGAUUCGUGUGUUCUACUGUUCUUGAGUUCUACAAAAAAUUCAUACGAGUGGACUGAUUCCAACAAAGAAAAAGCAUUCUGGAAAGCAAAAUAGGAGGAAGAAGAUUCUGGGAACGAGGAAGAAAAUUUCUGAGAAAAUGAUUCUGGAAAAUUGCAGAUCGGGGAUGGAACUGCCGGAGCCGCCGGAAUCGCCGGAACCGCCGUCAUCAUUCCCGCCGCCAUGAAACCUUGGGCGAGUGUACGCGCGCUGGAUGGAGCUCGCGGCAGCGCUCCAUUUGUUGAUCCCGGCUUCUGGUGAAACGCCGCCUGCAACGGAGUCGCUCGUGGCCAGCAUCUGGUUUCACCGACCACCGCCUGAGUCGUCACACCACCUGGUCAGCCGCGGCUCGAACCUCCACCGGACAUCCUGUUCUGCCGACGCGAGGACCCGCCAACUGGGAGUUCUUUGAUCUCUGCCAUUAAUGGGGAUUUGGAGCUCGGGGAGGGUACUCUCAAAGCUCGAGUAGCAGACCUCCCACCGAACCAGACCAUGUGGUCAUCCUUGCUCUGCUGCAAGCGUCUGUACCGCCGUCAUUUGUCCUUGGGUUGGGAGCCGGAGUUUCAGCCAGCUUUCCUAAGGUGCGGGGUGUUGCAGAAUCGCUCAAGAGCCUUGGUCCUCAUAAGGCCACGUGAGUAGGAUGAAUGGUGGCGGAUGGAUAAGUUUGGGAGCAUCUUGACUAAGUCAACUAAUUCCAGAAAUUCCAACUGGCCGAACAUCUAUUCUUAGAGCUAAGUGCUCUUACUCCUGCUCUUUAAUUAAAAUGCUCCAUAAUACGAUCAUAGAUGCUUUUGUUGACCAUCACCAUUAUUUAACAGGGGUUAAAUACCCCGAAAUUAAAUAAUGUCGAGCAAAGCUCAGAUGAGUAAAGCUCUAGUGAUAAUUAAUUCCACCGUCAUUUAAAUUUAAUGACUGGUUGUUGGUGGGCCCGAUUAGCCCACUCCCGAUCGGCUUUAAUUAGCGAACGGGGCAUAUCUGAAUGACUUAUGGUAGGAUAAUACUAUUAUUACUACCCGUGCAUCACUAUUAUUUAUUAGGGAUAAAAAUGUCCCGAAAUUAAAUGAUGCAGAGCGAAGCUCUAGUAAUAAUUAGUUCAGCCAACUUUUUUAUUAAAAAUUUAAUUGUUGGGGGGUUCGAUUAGCCCACUCUUGAUCGGCUUUGAUUAGCGAUCUGAGCGUCUCCAGAGGGUAGUGUCCCAAUGACGCGUUUCAAUUUGGGGGUUACGCAAUAGUCCGCACGGCACCGAGUGCUCGAGCGACGAUAGUACCCUAGUACCACCUGCGCCACUAGGCGAAGUGACUGUGCCAAACGCGGCCUGUGGGGCCCGAGGGCACCGAAGCGCUCAAACUCGUUGUUUUUGAGGGCAAUGCGACCAACUUGGGUCUGAGUUUUCAACUCACAGACCAGUGAUUAUCCCUAUGUGACGUUCGGCGGGCUGCUAAUUGGCCCCGCCGCGAGCUCCUACGUCCAUUAACCCCGCACGAUGAGCCGGGCCGAGGGUCACGAUGACCCAUAGGCCGGUAAUCGUGGGUGUUAGAGAGAAGGCCAUGUAGAUGGUUAUGUGUGCAUAUUUAUUGUCGGGCCGUGCGGCCCGUUAUCAUGCUUAUUGCGCAGCUGAAGCCACUCGACGCGCUUGAGCGAAAUGAUUAGAAGACGCUCGGCCCGAGUCUUGAAGACGUGCAGGGCCGGCUAAAGAGGAGACCAUCACGGCUGAGGACCGUGAGACGAGCAUCUCCACCUAGAGGCCGAGGGCCUAGAGGAGACCACCACGGUUGAGAACCGUGGGACGAGCAUCUUCACCCCAGAGACCGAUGGCCUAGGAGAGAACACCUAGAGGCCGAGGGUCUAGAGUGGACUACCACGGCGAAGAACCGUGAGACGAUCAUCCAUCAUCCAGAGGCCGAGGGCCAAGAGGAAACCAUCACGGCUGAGAGCCGUGAUACGAGCAUCUCCACACCAGGAGCCGGUGGCCUAGAGGAGACCACUACGGCCGAGGGUCGUGGGACCAUCCUUACAUCACGACCGACCUCACGGUACGGCGUGUUUAUCACCUGAAGACCGGUAUCAUCCCCGCGCUGCGCGGAUGAGAGCCGUUGCACGGAUACACUUGAUCGGCCUCUCAUUGCCGACAUCAUUAUAUCAUGACCGGCCUCUCGGCAUGGCAUGAUUAUCUUAUUUGAAGACUGGGCUCGUCCCCGCACUGCGCGGAUGAGGACCGUUGCUUGGAUUUCAGGUCGGCCUAUCAUUGCCGACAUCAUUAUAUCAUGACCGGCCUCUCGGCAUGGCAUGAUUAUCUUAUUUGAAGACCGGGCUCAUCCCCGCGAUGCGUGGACGAGGACCAUUGCUUGAUUUUCUUUCAGGUCGGCCUCUCACUGCCGACACUAUCAUGUUAUGUUCGGCCUCUAGGCACGACAUAUUUAUCUUUUGAAGACCGGUUUCAUCCCCGCGCUGCGUUGGAUGAGAGCCGUUGCUCGGAUAUAUCGGCCUGACCGGACACUAUUGUCAUCUCCAUUAUCAGGACCGACUGCUCAGCGACAUUAUGAUCAUUGUAUAUCGGCUCCCGAUGCCGACCUUCUUGAGUUAGCGAUCGGGCUCACCCCUCCCCCCAGGAGGGUGACCAUCGCCUUCGCAUGACGACCAGCAUUUCCAUCGCCUCGUCAUCCACUUCAUUUUGGUAUCCCACCACCAUUACGUGUGACAUCACUUGUGGUCAUUCUUGGAAACCGACGAACGUAUUUUCCUCCCUCAAAAAAAAAAAGAAAGAAAAAAAAAAAAGAUGGGGAGAAGGGGAGAGAGAAGCUCCUAUGAGAGAGGGAGUCUUGACGAGGUAUGCCUGAUCUUCCUUCGCCGCGUAUGACGAACGUCUCCCGACGCGGAGGCUAGUAGGAACGUGGGGGGGGCUAGACGUACCAAAGGGAACCUCGGCAAGAUAAACCAGUUCCUCCCAUUUCCCGUGGAUUGAUGAACACCUUCUGCAAAAGCAGAAGGCUAGUAGGGCCACGAGCAUGGGACGACGAAGUAGGGAAUCCCGACGUGGAUACACCUGUUCCUCCUUGCGAUCGUUGGUUGACCGAACGUCUUCUUCGAAGUAAGAAGAUUAGUAGGACCGCGACAAGGACGAACGAAGAAUAGGGAAUCCCGACGUGGAUACACCUGUUCCUCCUUGCGAUCGUUGGUUGACCGAACGUCUUCUUCGAAGUAAGAAGAUUAGUAGGACCGCGACAAGGACGAACGAAGAAUAGGGAAUCCCGACGUGGAUACACCUGUUCCUCCUUGCGAUCGUUGGUUGACCGAACGUCUUCUUCGAAGUAAGAAGAUUAGUAGGACCGCGACAAGGACGAACGAAGAAUAGGGAAUCCCGACGUGGAUACACCUGUUCCUCCUUGCGAUCGUUGGUUGACCGAACGUCUUCUUCGAAGUAAGAAGAUUAGUAGGACCGCGACAAGGACGAACAAAGAAUAGGGAAUCCCGACGUGGAUAAACCUGUUUCUUCUCAUAGUUGGGAUGACGAACGUCUCCUGCGAAACCAGGAGACCAGUACUCACGAGACUUGGGAAGAACAAAGACCCAGUUCUUUAUCGGAGUCUGUGCGUGCCGAGUGUACACUGCUUAGCGGUCCGUACAUAGGACCACGGAUACGGUAGACGAACGAAGACCAGCUUCAUGGAUCAGACACGAAGAACCAGUUCUUUAUCGGAGUCUGUGCGUGUCGAGUGUACACCGCUUAGCGGUCCGUACAUAGGACCACGGAUACGGUAGACGAACGACGAUUAGCUCCCCAGCUCAGACAGGAGGGACAUUGCCCAGAUUUAUUUCAGGCUCACCAUUCCUUCCCGGAUGGAGUCCUGGCAGACGAUCGGCUUCUCACAGCCAAUCAGGAGAGAGACUUGACACAUCACCAGCACGGCCGAGGGCCGCGAGAGGCCGAGGGCCAUGAGAUGAUCAUCACUAUUUUUAUGCAUCACGAUCGGCCCCUCAGCGCCAUCGUGUCCAGAUUCACGGUUCGGAUCGCCCAUUCCCUCCAGGAUGGCGACGACCGUCUUAUGCAGUACGAUCGGCCCCUCAGCGCCAUCGUACCCAGCUCACGUUCAGCUCGUCCAUCCCUUCCAGGGUGGCGACGAACGUCUUAUGCAUCACGAUCGGCCCCUCAGCGCCAUCGUGUCCAGAUUCACGGUUCGGAUCGCCCAUUCCCUCCAGGAUGGCGACGACCGUCUUAUGCAGUACGAUCGGCCCCUCAGCGCCAUCGUACCCAGCUCAUGUUCAGCUCGUCCAUCCCUUCCAGGGUGGCGACGAACGUCUUAUGCAUCACGAUCGGCCCCUCAGCGCCAUCGUGUCCUGAUUCACAGUUCGGAUCGCCCAUUCCCUCCAGGAUGGCGACGACCGUCUUAUGCAGUACGAUCGGCCCCUCAGCGCCAUCAUACCCAGCUCACGUUCAGCUCGUCCAUCCCUUCCAGGGUGGCGACGAACGUCUUAUGCAUCACGAUCGGCCCCUCAGCGCCAUCGUGUCCUGAUUCACGGUUCGGAUCGCCCAUUCCCUCCAGGAUGGCGACGACCGUCUUAUGCAGUACGAUCGGCCCCUCAGCGCCAUCGUACCCAGCUCACGUUCGGAUCGCCCAUUCCUUCCAGGGUGGCGACGAACGUCUUAUGCAGCACGAUCAGCGCCUCUGUGCCAUCGUGUCUGGCUCAUGUUCGGCUCGCCCAUCCCUUCCAGGAUGGCGACGAACAUCUCUUAUGCAGCACGAUCAGCGCCUCUGUGCCAUCGUGUCUGUCUCAUGUUCGGCUCGCUCAUCCCGUCCAGGAUGGCGACGAACAUCUCUUAUGCAGCACGUCUGCCUCUCGGCGCUGACAUGCCCGGGUAAUCGAUGAAAGCCACCGCUUUCCAUCACAUCUCACAUUCCUUCUCCCAUACAUUGCACCCAUACAUUACAUGCAUUCAUGCAUUCAUGCAUCAUACCUCAUACAUUCAUACAUACACAUGAGCAUCGUGUUUUGACAGUACCGCGACGUCGGUUUAUAGAUGCAUGGACCUCUAAGCUUCUCCGAUUGGAAAGCUCGGGUCAGAGUGCUUUACUCCCGCCUGAUGCAUUCAGGGGGAGUGUGUCCGUAGAGGAGCACCCUUCGCCCGAACCCGUCGAGAAGGGGGGGGGGGGGUGCCUUACGGCAGAUUAUGUUCAGGAGUGCAGACACCCACUCAUAUAUUAUGAUUACUUGAAGACACAGGUUCCAGCCAGGCAGAGGCAGAGCGCAGGCAAGAAUAUACUUUCUCGAGCAGAUUCGCGCACUCACUACUCAAGAAACUGGGGGACUUGUGUUGGGAUAUAUUAUCCCGGCCUAUUACUGUUCAGGAGUCCAAGGCUUUACGUAGUACGGAGCCCGAGCAGCUAGGCCCAUUUCGGCCCAUCCGGCCCACUUAGGCCAUUUGGGCCCACUCCGGCCCAUGCGGCCCAUUAGGGUGGAGAGCUUCCCUCACCCCUUUCCCUAUUUAUAGGAGGUUUUCCCUCCAUGUAGAGGAGGCUUUUGCUUCUUCCUUUAGCUCUAGAUUAGAGAAUACUCCAUAAAUGGAGCUCAAAAUGUACUAUGUAAUGGUGAGGAGAGUCCUAAUGAGAAAGAGAUGGCUUGGACAUUAGCCUGAAAAGUCCCGUGGUUUUCUCCCUUUCCGGGUUUCCACGUAAAAAUAGCUUGUUCAUACACAUUUAUACAUAUAUUUACU
This is a messenger RNA of Cuscuta epithymum, 5897 nucleotides long. The record is from the annotation of a GenBank genome assembly. NCBI's taxonomy places the organism in Eukaryota, Viridiplantae, Streptophyta, Magnoliopsida, Solanales, Convolvulaceae.